This is a messenger RNA of Apodemus sylvaticus (European woodmouse), 1676 nucleotides long. It is a transcript of the gene Nqo1, whose product is annotated as NAD(P)H quinone dehydrogenase 1. Lineage: Eukaryota; Metazoa; Chordata; Mammalia; Rodentia; Muridae. The transcript has 6 exons. Gene Ontology annotation, cellular component: cytosol. The coding region runs from base 128 to 952 and encodes 274 amino acids. The record is from RefSeq and is a predicted model, not a curated record. Gene Ontology annotation, molecular function: NAD(P)H dehydrogenase (quinone) activity.
CCACACUGCUCACACAAGCUCACUGUAGCCCAAAGGAUCUCUCUCAAGUGCUUCAGGGUCGUCCUGGCAACCAGCUGCUCAGCCAAUCAGCACUUGGUACUACGAUCCGCCCUCAACAUCUGGAGCCAUGGCGGCGAGGAGAGCCCUGAUUGUACUGGCCCAUUCGGAGAGAACAUCAUUCAACUAUGCCAUGAAGGAGGCUGCUCUAGAGGCUCUGAAGAGCAAAGGAUGGGAGGUAGUCGUUUCUGACCUCUAUGCUAUGAACUUUAACCCCAUCAUUUCCAGAAAUGACAUCACAGGUAAGCUGAAGGACUCGGAGAACUUUCAGUAUCCUACUGAGUCAUCGCUAGCAUAUAAGGAAGGCCGCCUGAGUCCAGACAUUGUGGCUGAACAGAAAAAACUGGAAGCCGCAGACCUGGUGAUAUUUCAGUUCCCACUGCAUUGGUUUGGGGUGCCUGCCAUUUUGAAGGGCUGGUUUGACAGAGUGCUCGUAGCAGGAUUUGCCUACACUUACGCCACCAUGUAUGACAAGGGUCCUUUCCAGAACAAGAAGGCCUUGCUUUCCAUCACCACUGGGGGCAGCGGCUCCAUGUACUCUCUUCAGGGCGUCCACGGGGACAUGAACGUCAUUCUCUGGCCAAUUCAGAGUGGCGUCCUGCGUUUCUGUGGCUUCCAGGUCUUAGAACCUCAACUGGUCUACAGCAUCGGCCACACUCCGCCAGAGGCCCGCACGCAGAUCCUACGUGGAUGGAAGAAACGCCUGGAGACUGUCUGGGAGGAGCCUGCGCUCUAUUUUGCUCCAAGCAGCCUGUUUGAUCUCGACUUCCAAGCAGGAUUCUUACUGAAAAAAGAAGCACAAGAGGAGCAGAAAAACAACAAGUUUGGCCUUUCCGUGGGCCACCACCUGGGCAAGGCCAUUCCGGCCGACAACCAGAUCAAAGCUAGAAAAUAAGAUUUUUUUUUUUUCCUAACAAGUAGUUAGACCCAGGUUUCUUUUCUCCCAGCUUGCCUGACUUGCUUUCAUUUUUUUCCCUUUGCUCCACAAGGAUAGGAACAGGAGUAGCUCGCUUCAUGCAUUUUUGGAUAGUUCUGCCAUGGCUGUGACAGCAAACGGAACCGAAGUCAGCUUAGGGAGCCUCAGGUAGCCUGGGAUAUGAAUCAGGGAGAAGUGUAGAAGUGAGCUGGAAAAUACUCUUCUAGGUCGUUUGUGCAGUAUACACCCUUUUCUUAGGGCUAGCCCUGGCUACAUGGCAUCUAAUCCUCCAUCGGUUUGUUGCCUUUAAUUAACUCUCUGUGGUUUAGGGCAGAAGGGAAUUGUUCAAAGAAAACAAUGGCCGAGGGACUAACUUGUUUAGCAGUUAGCAGUUAGCUAAAGCCUGUUUAUGAUACAUCCUGGUUUCAAUUACUGUGCAGUGGCUGACGCCGCCCGUGGGAUUACUCUCACUCCACUCUGUCUUGUACACAGCACACCUAGGACCUGGGAAAUAUUAAAACAGAUCUCCGUUUCAUUCUUUUUAUUCUUUUUUUUUAAAAUUGAAAUAAAUGGAUAUAUCACAUACCAGAUGGUGGUGCCUGCCUUUAAGCCCUUCAAUACUUAAAAACAAUAGACCCCUACUCACCCGGAGAGAUGGCUCAGUAACUAAGCGCACUUGUUCUUGCAGAAAACCUCCAGAAAG